UGACGAUGGAGUGAUGGGAGAGGGAUGGGAGGUGGAAAAUGGAGGAUGCAGAAAUGAUGAAGCUAGAAAGAUGACAAUGGAUUUGUAUACAUUUGUGCGUGGGGCGCGACAGAGCGUGAAGAUGACCAACCCCUUGGCGUCUUAUGACCAGCUGGCCCACCAGGUAGAGGCAUUGCGCAAAGAGAACUCCCACCUGAGGAGGGAGCUAGAGGACAACUCCAACCAUCUUUCCAAGCUGGAGACGGAGACUUUUGGCAUGAAGGAAGUGCUCAAGCAGCUGCAGUGUAAACUGGAGCAGGAAGCGGGAACUUUGGCGUCGUCAGGCCGCAGUGACGUGCUGCACCAACUCAAAGAGCUGCACAUGGACCUGACCAAUUACUACGAGCUGAAGCAUCAAGCUCAUCAAGCUCAUCAAGCUCACAACUUCCGGCUGCUGGCAGACAGUCUGGGAGGGGCGGGGCCAACUGCGGCGGAGCCAGAAGAUCACCUGGCUCUCCCUCCGCCCUCCUGCCCCUCCUCGACCUUGUCUGUGACGGCAAGCCGGGUGAAAGCCUCUUGCCGCAGUGGGGAUGUUUCUGCCAUCAUGUUGCCGCACCACUUCCUGGACGGAGCCCCACCCAAAACAGCAGUCAUCAGCGGGGCAGACGGACGGCUCAGUGAUCAUCACGUGGAGGAACUGUACAAGGAGAGGAACCAGCUUUUGGGAGAAAUUGACCGUGAAGAGCGGGAGCGCUGCUGGUACUUCAGCCAGCUGGAGGCGCUGUCGCAGAAACUAGCACACUUGCCUCGCAUCGACACGUUUUCUCUGCAGAUGGAUCUGAUCCGCCAGCAGCUGGAGUUUGAGGUCCAGCAAGUGCGCUCAGUCAUGGAGGAACGCUUUGGAACCAGUGAGGAGAUGAUCCAGCGCACUCAGGUGCGUGUUGCUCGUCUGGAGCAGCUGGAGAAAGAACUGCAGGAGACCCGAGGGAGUCAGGAGAGCCAACUACAGCUGUCGGGUGCAGAGAGGCCCCCUGCUGGAGAAGCAGAUAACAGCACUUCGGCAGGAACAGAAGGGGCAACAGACGGAGCCAGCAAGGUGGAGAUGGUGUUCUGGCUGCUGUCCAUGUUGGCCAACAGAGACAAGGAGGAAAUGUCUCGAACUCUCCUGGCCCUUUCCAGCUCUCAGGACAGCUGCGUUGCCAUGAGGAAAUCUGGCUGCGUCCCCCUACUGGUCCAGAUCCUUCAUGAGGCUCCAGGCGGUGGUGGUGGAACAGGGGAGGCAGCUGCUGGUGGCCCAACACCGUGCUGCAGCCGUGAGGCCAAGUCCUGGGCUAGCGCCGCCCUGCACAACAUCAUCUACUCCCAGCAGGAUGAGGGCCAGGCCCGCCGGGAGAUGAGGGUUUUGCACAUGCUGGAGCAAAUCCGAACUUACUGUGACAGCGGCUGGGAUUGGAUCGAGAACCACACCGAGGCUUUACCUGGCCAAACCAGAAUCACAGAUAUUCCCGAACCCGUAGACCCUCAGAUCUGUCAGGCCAUAUGUGCCAUCAUGAAGCUUUCCUUUGAAGAAGAGUUCCGUCGAGCAAUGAAUGAACUAGGUGGACUGCAGGUGGUGGCGGAUCUGAUCCACCUAGACCAAGAAAUGUACGGUAUGCAGAAUGACCCCAUCAACAUGGCGCUGCGGCGCUACGCGGGCAUGGCUUUGACAAAUCUCACCUUUGGGGACGUGGUCAACAAGGCCACUCUGUGCUCCAAGAAGAGUUGCCUCCAGGCUCUGGUGUCCCAAUUGGGCUCAGACAACGAGGAGCUCCACCAGGUGGUCUCCAGCAUCCUUAGGAACCUAUCUUGGCGGGCCGACAUCAGCAGCAAGCGGGUUUUGCGAGACAUUGGUUGCGUAUCCGCUCUGAUGGCGUGCGCCCUGCAGGCCACCAAGGAGUCUACCUUGAAGAGUCUGCUGAGUGCUCUGUGGAAUCUGUCGGCUCACAGCAUGAACAACAAGGAGGCGGUGUGUGCGGUGGACGGUGCGCUGGGCUUCUUGGUCAGCACACUGACAUACCGCUGUCAGACCAACUCUCUUGCCAUCAUCGAAAGCGGAGGCGGGAUACUGCGAAACGUGUCGAGUCUGGUGGCCGCACGAGAAGAUUAUAGGCAAGUCCUACGGGAUCACAACUGCCUCCAGACUCUACUGCAGCAUCUCCGCUCACAUAGCCUGACCAUCGUCAGCAAUGCUUGUGGAACACUUUGGAACCUCUCUGCCAGAAGUCCCAAAGAUCAGGAACUGCUGUGGAACCUGGGUGCAGUUAGCAUGCUGCGCAACCUCAUCCACUCCAAACAUAAAAUGAUCGCCAUGGGCAGUGCCGCAGCUUUGAGGAACCUCCUGACCAAUCGACCCCCCAAGUACAAGGAUGCUUCUGUGCUCUCCCCGGGCUCGUGCGUGCCCUCACUGUACAUGAGGAAGCAGAGGGCCCUUGAGGCAGAGCUGGAUGCCAAACACCUCACUGAGACCUUUGACACCCUGGACAAACAGAAUCCCAAGCAUUUGAGCUUCAACAAGCAGCUGCGCCACAUUGAAAGUUUGGCCAAGGAUUAUGCGUCCGAUUCCGGUUGCUUUGAUGACGAAGAAGCCCCCAUCGUCUCCAGUAGUCUGGACACUGGAAGUUUCUCCAUGUUGUCCAUGUACCUCACCAACUCCAACUUUAUACAAAGCCGUAAGCAGGACAAUGAACCUGAGAGGGACGUGGACCCGCCUCAGAUGGACAGGAGACAGGGUGCAUCUGAUGAUGCUGUGUCUGCUGCUGCUGAGAAGCUAGCCAAGAAGAUCACCAACACAGUUGCUAAAAUUGACAGAUUAGUGGACGACAUAACCAUGCACACAUCCUCCGAGGACAGUUUUAGUCUCAGCUCUGAAGAUCACUUGGCAGAUUGGCCUUACAGAUUGGACGAGCUAAAUGAAGCUCGUGCUAAGUCUUGUUCCCCCUGCCGUCUCUCAGAUACUAGCAGCUUGGCCCAAAGAGAGCGCCUCAGCAGGGCACAUGCUUUACUGCGACUCAAAAGCACUCAUACAAGUGUAUCCACAGACAGCCUAAACAGCGGCAGCACCAGUGAUGGCUACUGUGGCAGCAAAGACCAAGUCCGACCGGCCCCAAAAACUCUCAUCCUCCAACAACGACCAAACCAACUCGAUCUGAAGGUGGCUCAUCGAGAAUUCCUCAACACGCAACCUGCCAUCUUGAGUGAGACGUCCCAGCAAGAUAUUCCAGAGAGAGAUUCUGUGGAUAAUAAAGAAAUUGCUUUAGAGCUCAUGAACAAAGAUACAGAAAAGAACCAGGAUCCCCCAGUGCAAACACCUGUGAGUGUGUCCACUAAAGUCUCAUCUGACGUCAGCAUGACCUCCAUAAAACUCUCUCCUUCAUAUCAACAGGUCCCUCUUAUUCAGAGUGUAGCUAAAUUUGGCGUAGCAAAGACUGCAAUUAACGUUCAGGCAGCUGAAGCCAUGAGGAGACAAGCCUGGGUGCCCACUGUGAUGACUGGGGGCAGCAUGACCAAAUUUUCUCCAAUGGCAUCUAGUAGAAGUCCAACCAUUGGGACCAUGGAGACAGUCCAGAAAUACUCGGUGGAGAACACGCCAAUAUGCUUCUCUCGAUGCAGCUCCUUGUCCUCCCUGUCUUCUGGGGAUGGAGCGCUAGAUGGACAAAGUGACAAUGAAUUGGAAAGUGACUCCUCACUUGAAAUCAUUGAAGUUGAAGAUGGAGAAAACUUAAAGAGGGCUGAAGAGGAUGAAACCUUGGAGGAUCUGAGUGACAGCCAGUUGCUCUUGACUGACUCAAAAACCUUCCCCAGCAAAGAGACCGAUCCCAUUGGGAUUCAGUGUCCCGUCAAAAGGGAAAAGGUAUUCCUCAGGGGCUCUUCACCAGCACUAUUAGAAGACAGAUCACCUUCUAGUUCUUCUGAGAACUACAUCCAUGAGACGCCGCUGGUCAUGAGUCGUUGCAGUUCAGUCAGUUCAUUGGGCAGUUUUGAGUCUCCGUCCAUAGCCAGCUCAAUUCAAAGUGAUCCCUGCAGUGAGAUGAUCGAUGGAACCAUCAGCCCGAGCGAUCUUCCGGACAGCCCCGGCCAAACCAUGCCUCCCAGUCGAAGCAAGACUCCGUGUUGCGGUGAAACCAAUGGAGCAGAAGUUCAGACAGCAGGAUUGGCGGGUCAGUGGGAAAACAGUCUGCGGAAGUUAAUGGAGGUCACCGACUCCAAGGACAGGUUUAACCUUCCCCCUGACUUGGACACAAUGAUCUACUUCACUGUGGAAAAGCCCACAGAGAAUUUCUCUUGUGCAUCCAGUUUGAGUGCUUUGCCGCUUCAUGAGCACUACAUCCAGAAAGAUGUGGAGCUCAAACUGACCCCCCUGCUCCAACAAAGUGACAGCAACCUAGAUCUACACGAUAACGAUGAGCAGGGGCUGGACAAUGGAGAGAGAUACAGUGAAGGCAACUCUGAUGACGACAUAGAGAUUCUAAAGGAAUGUAUCAACUCAGCAAUGCCAUCAAAAUUCAGGAAGGUUAGACCUUCACUGAUGACCAACAUUCCUCCUCAUUUUCUCACUUCACAGAAAGCAUUACAUCUUCCUGUGUACAUGAUGCUCCCAAAUGGGAAAACCCAGUUGUGUCCUGGGAGGAGGAUUGUGAUCCCACAGAAGGACAUCAAGUUUGAUGAUUCAUCCAUCACCGAUUCCGUUGAAGGUACACCAGCCAACUUCUCCAGCACAACUUCACUGAGUGACGAAACCCUUCAGUACUCGGUAAAAGACUGCAGGGCAAAGCCCCUUUCCAAGCACGGAAUACUUGACGAGGAGGCAAAGAGGAUUGAAGACUUGAGGAUAUUCUCCCACUUCCACAAACCAAACAAGGUGGGUUACCAGCCUGUGAUUCCAACAGGCCGCUCAACGAAACAUGUCAUUCCCACCCACAAGGUGCUGAUGCAGAGCAAAGAAGUGGCCGACAGAGUCGCCAGCCAGAGAAAUCGCGAUCACUCGCCAAGUCAUCAGAAGAAAAUGAAAUGUCAGGGCUCCCCGGGGAAGCUGGAACUACCUGUUAUAAAACAGAACUCGGAAUGUAGCGCCAAUCAGGAAGGGCAAAAGCGAAAUGGAGGACACGAGGAAGAAGACUGCAAACACAUGAGCAGAACCCGGAUCAGGGAAGGCGGUAGAAAUUCUCUCUCUCGAAGCAUGACCAACAUCGGUCGGGUGGGUGUUUCCCAAGCAAAGUCAAGAGGAUUUCACCGACUAAAACAAAACCUGAUUAAGGAUGAAUCGCCUGCAUGCUACUCACUGAGCUCAUCACUGAGUUCACUCAGCGAUGCGGAAUUUGAGGACCAUAAAUCUCACCAGGUAUGGUACAAAAACAGGCACAACAAAAGCCUUAACAUGUUGCAAGCCAAACCCUUGAGCAUCCACAGCCAGUUUGACGAGCCAAGUUCUCCAAGUUCUGUCAGCAUGGAUUCAGAGGACGACCUCCUUCAGAAAUGCAUCACAUCCGCCAUGCCCAAACAGAGACGAAAGAUGACCGCUAGGAAGAAGAAAGCAGAGAACAACCCAAAACAAGUGCAGAAGGCUUCUGAAUGCUGGAACAUGGACGAGGACAGUGAUGACAUGGCGUGGGACAAAGACUCAGACCUCAACAGUGUGGAAUGGAGAGCCAUUCAAGAAGGCGCUAAUUCUGUUGUGACGGGACUUCAAGCUUCCAAGUCUCAGGAGCUCUCUUCUGAAGAAACCGAAUCAGUCAUGUCGUUCAUGUCAACAUCCAGCUUCACGCCCAAAGAAAAAAAGUUUGCUAAAGAUAAAAAGGCUAACAAACCUCUGGACUUUGCGCAGCGGAAGCCAGUCCCAAACUUGCCAGUGGUAUUCAGGGGCAGAACAGUGAUUUACACUCCGAAAAAAGAGACGGCUCCAUCGCAGAGACCGCCACCCAGGAAAGCAGUGACUAAGGCGGAUGCUCCAAAGAACCCCGAACUUGCUCAGCACAGAUCGAAGAGCCUUCACCGAUUAGGAAAACCCCAGGACACUGAACUGUCUUUGCCAAAGAGGAGCUCGACUCCGCCUCCAAGGAUACCAAAAAGUUCUUCCUCUGGUUCAUCACAAAGUUCUACACCAUCUAAACAGUCACAGAAGAAGCAGAUAUCGCCAACCCAGACAACAAACAGGUCAAUUCAGAAAAAGAAUGGCACACCCGCAAGUAGCCCCCCAGCUAACAGCCCCCCUGAAAGAAAGGGGCGCUCUCCUGUUGUCAGCCAAGUUGACAAAUCACCACCCCCUAAAACACAGAAGUCACCGGUUAGAAUCCCUUUUAUGCAAAAUUCUGUGAGGCAGGCAAGACCUCUUUCACCUCUGGUAACCAACCAGGUGACCAGCAGACAAAACCAAGUCAGCGGGAAAAGAAUCAUUCCCGCGAAUCGAUUUGACCUGGUCAGGAUGAGUUCAGUUCAUUCAAGUGGUGGUGAGUUGGACUCGAAUGGAUUCUUGAGACAGCUGACCUUCAUCAAGGAAUCUAAGAAUGGACUAAAACGUGACACUCCACGCAACAUGUCCCGAGGCCAGAAUGGUUCCCCUCAACGUGGAGUUCCAGGGCCCUCAGCAGUCUUUCUUUGCUCAUCCCGCUGUCAGGAGCUUAAGGCAGCUGCCCAGUUUCAGCGAAAAGCCACAGGAAAGGGCGCUGGACAAGCACAGCAAGUCCAGAGACCGCAGCCGGGACCUCAGAAGCAGCCCACAAAUAUCUCUAGGGCAACCUCCAGUGAGCGAGACCUAUCUGAAAGACGUCCAGCCAGGAGAACCAGCUCAGAAAGCCCCUGCAGGGUAGCCCAACGGAACGGGCCGCCCAGAAUUUGGGGAGCGAGACAGAAGCAGGACAAAGAAACAUUUAAGCGUCAUUCCUCAUCUCCAAGCAUUAACAUCCUUAGUCGAGUGACCAGCCGUUCUUCCCUCCGAUCGUCAUCUUCCGAUUCAAGCGGCAGAGCGAAAAGCGAAGAUGAUACAAAGAAGAAAGGGCAGAGAUCUCUCCUUAAUGAUAGGGUCACCUGGAGGAGGAUCAGGGAUGAAGAUGUCCCUCACAUCCUGAAAAGCACUCUGCCAGCCAACGCGCUACCCCUGGUGCCUUCACCACAAGGGGACAAGCCAAAAGCAGCGGCUCUUCCAGGGAAACUGCCAACCAUACUUUUGGCAUCACGCAGUAUGAGCGAUGCAACGGUUCAGACUGAAGAUAUCUCAAAUAACAAAAUCAACUCUAGCACCUCUCCGACGGGGGAAUCUGCUCCCAUAAUACCAGAGGAUGUGGCCCGACGAACACUCCACAGACAUGUCCAAGAUGGAGAAUCUGAUGGCACCCUGAAGAGUCACAGCAUCGCCUCCACUGGAAAAUCAGAUGGGCAUGUUGGAGGACCCGUCCAUUUCCGUCAAGGAUGCCCAAGCAAGGCAGCCAGGGUUACUCCAUUCAACUAUACACCUAGCCCCACAGCGGCCCUGCAAGACGCUCAGGGCCAAGCGACUAACCAGACCACCCAUAAGUCUGAAGUGGACGUUUGAGGAAAGACAUUAGAAGAAACUGUCAUGGGCUAGUGUUUUCCUUGGGUUCUGAUUUUUCUCUCCAGUCGGCUGCAUCCAGGCUUGAACACCACCAAAGCUUCCAUCUACUCUACCUGACGUCUUAGGCUUAGUGUCCGUGGGGGUUCAGGCUGGCCAGGGUAACGGGAAGUGAUACCUUUUUGUACUAGUUUUUAUAUUUGUAGAAUACUCAUUGCCUGCUAGAAAUGUAGUCAACAUACAAAUCACAUGAACAGUAUGCAAACUUUUGAAGUGGGUGAGGCCAACUGUGUGUGAGACUCUCACCACAAACUAAGUCAGAUGACAUGUCAAGUGUGUUGGACAAUUUGCUUACACCGACAUGCUCGUUUAGUUCAUUGUCGAUUGGCUUCUUUUAUGCAGUGUUAGCAACAUUGUGUUUGAUCUGAAGCAUCCAGUGAACACUGAUGAGUUAUUGACCGUGGUUCAUUAUAGCAGCCUUGCUGGUAAUCCUCUCAUCAAAUUUGUAAAUAAUAAUGCAGUAUUAAAAAACAGCAUGCUGAUGCAUUUGCUGACAUAAGUCUAACCUAGCCGUGGGUCUGUCCUGUACAUUAAGAGGGCAUGACCCUGAAGUCCUUUAAUGUAUUCCUAUCUGCUUCAGUGUGUUUCCGUCAAAGUAGAACCGCCAUGAAUAUUCUCUGUAGUCGUACCAUCACUCACCAAAUGGAGGAUCAUUGCUCCUUGUGCAUGUUUCACAACCAGAACCGGUGGAGGUCCAAUAAAGCCACCACAAGGUCAAGAACAGCUCAGUCAAAUGUCUUCCUUUUUUUCUUCAUUAAUAAAAUCUGGUUAAAGAUG
Doryrhamphus excisus (bluestripe pipefish) is the source of this 8377-nucleotide messenger RNA. The record is from RefSeq and is a predicted model, not a curated record. NCBI's taxonomy places the organism in Eukaryota, Metazoa, Chordata, Actinopteri, Syngnathiformes, Syngnathidae.